Arachis stenosperma is the source of this 1472-nucleotide messenger RNA. RefSeq lists its product as uncharacterized. Bases 355 to 639 code for a protein of 94 amino acids. NCBI's taxonomy places the organism in Eukaryota, Viridiplantae, Streptophyta, Magnoliopsida, Fabales, Fabaceae. The record is from RefSeq and is a predicted model, not a curated record. The transcript is spliced from 6 exons.
CAGCCUUCGGUCCUUCGUUUUCUCUCUCUCUUCGAACCAUGGAAGCAUUUGCACCCACUAAGCCCUAGCCCCUUCACCGAACAGCUUGGUCUUCGUCUGCACUAUAGGUGUUCAUCGUCUUCGCCUGUCUUCUGCUUGCUGUCGUUCUCGUCUGCCCUUUACUCUCGUCGUCGCCUUCGUCUGGUCGUCGAAGUUGUGUUUGUGCUGAUUCAUCUGGUGAUUCUGCUCGCCGCCUCAGAUCGAAGGGUAUACAACAAGACGAGGAGAUUCGCAAAAUUCAAAAAGAAAGUAAAGCUAGGUUCUGAGCCUCAGCAUAAUUCGAAUCCAGCUUCAGGGUUUCUUCCAGAUGACGUAAUGAAAAUGCUUGCAGCUCGUGAGAAACAAGUUUUCUUGCCUUACUCUGAAGGGGAGGAGGAGAAGGCUAAAACAAAGCCUGCCGCUUCAAAGAAGAGGAAAUCAAAGAAGUCAGGUUUGGAAGCUGUUAUUUUGAGCGAACUAGGCCGUCCUCAAUGUUUACAGGGUGCCUUAGAAUUCUUGAAGAAAAGAAAAAUGUCAGUCCAGAGAUCGUCCUCUGCCUUGAAUAAUUCCAACAGAGCAUUUCGGUUCCUUUCUAAGUCUGGUGUGAUACUACAGAAGUGAUCCUUUUUUCUUCUUUUCUUUUGCCAAUAGGUGCUAGCGUUUUUUUUUUGUUUACCUAGACGGUAUCCCCCAACCCGACAGGUUAAGGAUUAAUCCGUCGCAGAUCUGAGCUCCAUUUAAGGGUCUGUUGCUGGUCAAUGAGUUGCUGCAUGCACAAGACGUGGUUCGAACUCCCGACACUUGCUUAAGCGAACGAGUGAUCUGACCACUCGUGGUUAGGUGCUAGCAUUUCAUUUGUAUCUUUGAUAUGAUUGAUUGUUUUUGUACUGGGAGACUUGUCCUAACAUAUAGGAUAUCCAAGAUAUAUUUAGUUAUAGUUAUUUAUCCAGAGUGCUUUUUGCUCUACGGAAAAGGCUUCCUGAGCUACAUUGAGAUGGAAUUAAGGGAUAACUAUGAAAGAAUUUCCCUUUUAGAACAAAGCCCAAAGAUAUUUGAAUGCAAAAUAACAAAAUACAACUUAAGUUCUGCUAAUGAACAUCUAGUGCUACAAUUUUGAUACUUGACGCAAAUGCAACCUUAGCAUUAGCAGCCCACAUUAAUCAAUAAUUCACUAUUCCUAUGUCUCAUAUACACUUGGUCGGUAGGUUAAGGUCAAGGUGAGGAGAAAGUUUCUUAUAUUGUCAUGUAUUGCUUAUUUUUCCAGAAGAUAGCAGUUUUGUAAAGAAAUAAUGGAAAGCAUGAUCAAAUCUGAUAUUGUUGGAGCUGGAGCUACCAAAUGGGGAUAAAAUAAAAGUUAAAUGGAGCAAGAAAGAAGAUGAUACUUCCGAUUCCAGACGAAUAUCAUUAAAAUGACCUCUGAAUACUAAAUUGUCCAAUGUAAAAAUGACAAUAUA